This is a messenger RNA of Oldenlandia corymbosa var. corymbosa, 1368 nucleotides long. NCBI's taxonomy places the organism in Eukaryota, Viridiplantae, Streptophyta, Magnoliopsida, Gentianales, Rubiaceae. The record is from the annotation of a GenBank genome assembly.
AUGAGUCGGGUGGUGUUUCAGGCAGGAAACAGAGCGGCGCAGUUUAUGAAAGACGGGGUAACCAAGACCUUGAAGGACUCCGCCGCCACGUCAUCGUCGUCGACAAGGCAGAAGCAGCAGCAUCAGGCGAGGAAGUUCUCGUCGUCGGCGGGUGGCGCCCUUGAUAAGGCGGCGGCGACUUGCGAUUACAAGUUCAAACAAGCUGAAGAAUCCCUCCGGACGAUCUUACUUCCGAUGAAGGAUGUGUUUAGACUUAAGUGCACCUCAAGACAAUGGCUUUCUUUCAUCUCCGAUUCUGGUUUCCGCAAUUUGUACAUCUCUGAGCAUGUCUCAUCAUCGCCAAGUUUUGUCUAUUUGCCCUCAAUACUUCAAUUGAUUAAUGAAGAAGAGGUCCCCCAAACCGAAACCAAUAACUUCCCACCGGUUCGUAAGCUUGUUUUUCCGGGUAUGAAAGAAGGAUUAGCAGCCCAAACAUUACAGAUUGUAUCAGCAGACAAAGGGUUUCUUUUAUUGCAGGCUAGAAUCAGGGAGAAUAAACUUGGAAUUGGAAUUACUUACAGAUACUCUAUCUGUAAUGCAGUCACAAAGCAGUGGUUCACUCUUCCUGCCCAUAAAUUCAUCAUCGCUCCAAUCAAUUUUGUAGGGUUUAUCACACGAGUCGAAACUGGAGUAGUUUUGACUAGUUAUAAAGUCUUAUUGGUUGCGCAUCCAACUCGGAAUAAAAGUUUCCUUGAGAUCCAGGUUUUUUCUUCAGAAUUUGGGGAAUGGUCAGAGUAUACUGUGCCCUUCGAAUUUGCACAUGAUUUUUUUGGUUCCCUGGGAAAUUCCGUUGUAGUGAACAACACUCUUUAUUGGACGAUAUCACCUAGAAGAGUGGUAGCCUAUGAUCCUUACACCGAUCGUCUCAAAUUUCACGUUAUUGAGUAUCCCUACGACGACGACCAGAAUGAAAUCGGGUAUUGGUGUUGUUAUGGUUGCAGUGUCUAUCAAGAACGCCUUAACUAUUUCGAAAACUUUGCUAUUAUCGGUUACGAUAAGGUUUUAAAGAUAUGGGAAAUCGGAGACAACCAUCAAUGGCAGCUUAAGCAUACAAUUAAGAUUAAAGAAGAUAUCCCAUUACCUGUUUCUCCGGGGUAUCAUGAUUGUAUCACAUUACUUCCAUCAUUCCAACCAUCUGAUCCUGAUGUACUCUCUUUAUACGCCGGGGAAUCCAAUAGCUUGGUAUCCUCCAACAUAAAGACCAAGGAGAUGGAAUUUCUUCAUGUCCAUGAAUGUUGGCCUUCUGGAGUUCAUCCACUGAUGGGAUUCUUCCAAGUGCUUCCACUUUGGCCUAUCUCAAUUCCACCUUCUCUUAUGUUUUCGGGUUGA